GCCACGCCCCCCACAGCCCAGUGGAGACUCUGUCCCCUACCAGUUGUGAGUCUGCAGAAUGUCACUUCACCACUCAGAGCCUGUUUGCUCCACUGAGAAGUGGGUUGGUAAAGGACAAAUCAGCUAGAAUUACUGUCAGGACCCCGUGGGACAAGCCAUGGAAAGUGUGUACUGAAGCCUAGCUCUUUAGUAAAGCAUUUUGGAGGGGCUGGGAUGUUCACAUUUAUUAUUUUCUUCUCCCCCAUAAAGAAAAUAUCUGCCUCAGCCCUCACUCACCAUGUGCCCUUGAGCAAACCUAUUUCCCAUUUGUAAGGGGGAGGUUGAGAUUCCAUUUAAUGGGUCCUUGUCCUUGGUAUUGCCAGAACGGGGAUCUUGGAGGCUGGUAGAAGGGUCCCAGGAUUCUCAGAUACCUGGGAAGGUGCUGCUUGGGUUCACCCAUUCACCAGUUUUCUACGAAGCCCCUACUGUUGCAGACACUGUUAUAGGCACUUAGCAUCGUUUAGUAGACAAAGCAGAUAGGAAACCCUGCCCUCCUAGGCCUCCAUUCUAGUCGGGGAGUCAGACAGGAACACCAGACAUUUUAAGCAGGUAGUGUCCACAGUGCAUUAGAUGUGACACCCGCACGCCACCUCUAGGUAUGGAUGUAACCACCCGUAUUCUGCCCAGGAUGCUGAACCCCAAGACCAGCUGAAAGGCUGAGUGGACUUUGGGUGGACAAAGAGGGGCUCCUGUCUAUUCAGAAGGGUGGAGGCUGUACGGGACCUGUGUCUGGAUUGGGGCUGGGCAGAUUCUGGACCUCACACAUCUGGAUUCCACUACAGGAAUGAGUUUAGAAGCACCUCCUGCAGGAGAUAGGCAGUCAUAGAGAGCUAGGGGUGGAACCUGGGCAUUCUGGGGAGCAGAGGGGAGGCUGGAGCCUCAGAGAGGCCCCUGAGAGAACCCAUCCCCGCACAAUCCCCUCACAUUUCCACUUCCCCCCCCAAUAUUGGGGGCCCAAAAUAGGAGAUGCGGGGUGGGAGGGAGAGAAACCUGCUCCUGAAUCUCGAUCCCCAGUUGUGGAUGCUCAGCUGCCAUGUGGGGCCCCUGUCCCAGGGGAGAACAGUGUCCAUGGGAGAAGAGACGAUCAUACGUGUGCAGAGAAUCAGGCAGCAUGCUGGUGCACACUCUCCAGAAGAGGGGCCUGAGGGCCUAGGCAGCUGGGGCAGGGGACGGCCUCCAUGUGUCGCCCAGCAUGAGAUAAUCCUGGAGCACUAGUGUGUGCCAGGCUGUGAGAAGAACAUGCAGACACACAUCUCCGUGCCCUUAGAGGGUUACUGUCCAGUGGGGAGAGGGCCAGCGGAGAGAAAGGGAUGUAAUUCAGGCUCCCCGAGGAGGGAGAGUUGGUCAGACCGUUGAUGGAGAGCUCCCUGGGACGGAGGCUGUGUGCUAGCCCCCUGCUCAGUGACCAGGCCUGCCACUUUCAGGACAGCCAGAGGGUGUGAUGCAGGGUGGUGCUGACCUUUGGAGGGAUGGGCAGACAUAAGCGCCCUUUGCAGGGGUGCCCUGGGAGGGCAGUGUGUCGGGAAAAGCCAGGCCUGAGACCCUGCUUUUCACCACCCACCCCUAGUGCCACCUCUUUUAUCCUGCGCACAAUGCUGAAGGAAUACUCAGAGGAUUUCAAUCAGCCCCCAUAAUUCCCCUGCCUAAAGCUUGCGGUGGAGUAUGUGCAGGUGAACAUGCCAGGCUCACAUCUGGAGCACCGUGCCCAACUUCUCUUGGCCCAGCUGGAUCAAAUGGAGGUCACUGAGACAGAGCUGGAGGCUCCAGAGCGAAGGCCAGGGCAAGUUGUAAAAGUAGCUCAAGAUCCAUCUUUGCCCCAAGAACUGGCUCCUGCACCAUGUCCUGGGGUAUAUUCUGCUCCUGUACUGGCACCGGAGCUCCAUAGCACACCACCUAUUACAUCCCCAGCUCCAGUACCGGCACCAGAUGGAGAGCCAGCUGGAGGGGUGGGUCUGCAUCCAGGGUCACCUCCAGAACUGGCUCCCACACCACUGGCUAAUGUCAAUCCUACUCCUGCUACAACACUGGAGCUCCAUACCACACUAGCUAUUUCAUCACCAGUACCUGCACUGGAACCAGAUGAAGAGCCAGCUGGAGGGUCAGAGUCUUAUCCUGGGCCACCUUCAGAGGCAGCUCCUGGACCACUGGCUACUGUCAAUCCUGCUCCUGCUCCAACACCAGGGCUCAAUGUAGCCCAGGCCCUCCUCCAGCUCCAUCACCAGCAUCAUAUGGACAACAGGAUGGAGAGGUGUAUUCCCAUCCUGGGCUACUUCCACAACCGGAACCUGGACCACCAGCUGAUGUCGAUCCUGCUCCUGCUCCAACACAGAAGCUCCGUGGAGCACCAAGUUGUUCCAUGACGAGCUUCAGCUGUGGCAGCAGAGGGAUAAUCCCAUGGACUUUCGGAUUCUUAACCUGGGCCACCUGCACAGCCAGAGAAUGGACAACCUGGUGAUAUGGAUCCUGGUACUGAACGGACACUGAAACUCAAUAGAGCAUCACCAGCUCCAGCGCUGCCACCACAUGGAGAGCUGGAUUUUUACCCUGGGCGACUUCCAGAACACGUUGAAGGAAAACUUCAUGAGUUACAUUCUGUUCUUGCAGCAACAUUGGAGCUGGAUACAUCAACAGGUCCUCCAUCAGCAAGUUGAGCAGACAGAGAGCCUGCUGGAAGAUCGGAUUCUCUUCCUCGGCCAACACCAUAAUGGGCUCCUGGACCACUUGGUGAGGUUGAUCAUGCUCCUGGACUAACACUGGAGCUCCUUAGACCACCAUCACGAGCUGCUUCACUGGCACCAGAUGAAGAGCCAGCUGAAGGGUCAGAGUCUUAUCCUGGGAUACAUCCAAAACCUGCUCCUGUACCACCUACUGAUGUUGAACCCACUCUUGCACCAAAAUCAAGCUUCACUGGCACAGGUCUUCCUUCUCCUUUUUCAUCACCGACACUAGAUGAAGGGCCAGCUGGAGGGGCGGAUUUCCAUCCUGGGCCACUUCCAACUGACUCCCAGAUAAACAGCUGAUAUUGAUCCAGCUCCUUUUCCGACACUGGAGCCCCAUACACCGUUAAGUCCUCCAUCUCCAGCUCAGUCUGGGGCACCAGAGGCCGAACUAGUUGCUGAACCUCCUCCACGGCAACUCCUUAUUGACAACCAGGGGACAUCUGCUCCAGAAGCAGACCCUUAUUUCUCCUCACCUGAGUGGGUAGUUCUUGGUUUUGUUGUAGUAUUUUCCCAGCUCAAUUUAUUCUGUAUAGUUUAUAGUAUUUUAACUGGUAGAUUUCUCAUUAAAGUUUUGCUGUAACAGCUUGCAAGUGUGUAAUAUAGUGGCUUUAUGUACUUUCACAAUCCUAUUCACCAUCAUCAGUAUCUCCUUCAGAACAUUUUCAUCACCACUGUGAUGGUUAAUGUUAUGUGUCGAGUUGGGUAGGCCAUGGUUCUCAGGGGUUUGGCAGACAUUAUGUAAUCAUACUCCAUUUUAUAAUCUGAUGUGAGCAGCCAAUCAGUUGGAAGAGGCAUUUCCUUGGGAACGUGACCUGCAAAUUAACACAUUUUCUGGGGUAUGCAGCCAUUAAUCUGGCCAAUGUAUUUUUCUCCAUUCCUGUUUUGAAGGACCACCAGAAGCAGUUUGCCUUCAGCUGGCAAGGCCAGUAGUACACCUUCACUGUCUUAUCUCAGAGGUAU
Molecule: messenger RNA, 3719 nt
Organism: Loxodonta africana (African savanna elephant)
Lineage: Eukaryota; Metazoa; Chordata; Mammalia; Proboscidea; Elephantidae
Exons: 2
Coding region: 1716-2399 (227 amino acids)
Source: RefSeq, a predicted model, not a curated record